Plasmodium gonderi is the source of this 351-nucleotide messenger RNA. RefSeq lists its product as hypothetical. The record is from RefSeq and is a predicted model, not a curated record. The transcript has 2 exons. Lineage: Eukaryota; Apicomplexa; Aconoidasida; Haemosporida; Plasmodiidae. The coding region runs from base 1 to 351 and encodes 116 amino acids.
AUGUUAACGAGAAACUUCAGCCGAGAAGCGUUAAAAAGGGUGAGUAGUUCGCGGUGUGUCAGUAAAAAUUUAGGUUAUGUGAAAAAUGAAAUGAAAAUUUCCAACUUGAUGACAAAAAGAAAUAUAUCCUUCACGAGAAUUCAUUUAACACACUAUCUGGAGGAUUAUUACACGUCGUCAGAAAUUGCCACUAAUAUGGUAUCACCCAUGUCUGAAUAUGUUUGGUGGAGUUGGCUUUUCCUAAAGGCCGCUAUAGUUUUUGGUACAUUAUUCCAUUCAAACUAUUAUUUUACGGGAAAGGCAUUACCAAAAGUUCAAGGAAAUUCUCAAUUGUGUGAAGAUUCAUGGUGA